AUGUUUAUUAUCCCUAAUAUUUAGAUAAUAAAUUAGUAUUACAUUUUUUUUAUUUUAAUGGCGCAGUUGUGUUCCGUUACACUUCUUUCUGCAUUGUGCAUAUUGUUACGUAGUGCGACAAAGAUCACACAUAGAGCACAGGCGAUCACAGGGCUGGCUGCCAAGUGGCAUGUUUGUGCGACGUUGGAUUCGUUCGACGGAGCAGGCGCCGGUGAUGGACUAGUGGCAGCGGCUGAGAAUUCCACAGAGAGAAUCUUCCCUCACGUUGGUACGGAUGGAGAUUCAUCAGAUACUGAUGAUGGUGGUGACGAAGAAGAUGACAUUAAUUCUACCAAGUUAAUCCCGUCUUAUGCUUACAGCACUAUUUCAUAUCAAAAGACACAAGCCCUUGUGAAUUAUUUUGAGAACAAUGGAGCAGGGAUUACGAUGUUCGGAGUGAUGUUAGAUAGGGGAACGCUUAACACCAUAUUCGGUAUUGAGAUGUCGCUGGUUCUUUGGUUGCUUGGCAAAACCAUUUUUCUCUAACUCACUUUAAUUGCUAAAUAAAAUAAUAAGAAAAUGAGUUGUUUAUUUAUACUUCAUGAAUAACCUACUUUCUUUGCUCUGCUUCUCCUCUCGCUGGCGGCUACAAAUUGGAAGAGAUUAUUUCUAUAGGUUUCAAAUUUUGAUGUGAAAUCUUUUUUUUAUUAUUUAAAUGUUUUCUUUCAUGUUUUCCGAGUAUUAUUCUCUCUAUCCACGACUUCUUGUAAUUAUAUGUUCCUCUAUUAAAUUUUUAUUUAUUUAAAUUUUUCAUGUUUUCUUUUUUUUUUAAAUAAAUAAAAGGCAAGACAAGAUGGUGGUGUGAAGUGUGAUAAUGGAUGUGAGAUGGGGAAGGGAUUGUGAUGGUUGAUAAUGUUAAAAUAUUUUAAGAAGAAAACUUACUAUUUGAUUACUAAAGGCCUAAAUGCAAGAACUCCAAUUAUACAUGUUUCUAACUCAACGCUACAGAUAGGGUCGUGUACAUGUUUAGGCCUAACUUAAUUCGACCUAC
Messenger RNA from Arachis duranensis, 1030 nucleotides. RefSeq lists its product as uncharacterized. The record is from RefSeq and is a predicted model, not a curated record. Lineage: Eukaryota; Viridiplantae; Streptophyta; Magnoliopsida; Fabales; Fabaceae. Bases 58 to 525 code for a protein of 155 amino acids. The transcript is spliced from 2 exons.